CCGCAGAGAGCACGCUAAGUUUCGAGUUGACCAAUCGGGGACGAUGAGGUCGCCUCACCGCCUCCGCGUGUCCGUCCGCGCAAAUUAAGCCGUCACUGUCGCCGCGUACUGAUUCCUCCUCCCACGGCGAGUCGCGACGCGCCACCGUCCGUCUUCCUCUACCAUAUACCAGGUCUCCUCCCAUCCCAUGCCUUCUUAUACAACAAUCCCGCCGUCGUCGUACGUUGAUACCGCCCUCUCGACGACCGCCGCGCGAGCCGAGGCCGAGGCCCGAGACCACCGAUCGACCUAUGGCGCCGGAAGAGGAGGAGAAGGAGCAGGAGGAGAGGGUGUUCGUGGCGGUGCCGGCGGAGCCCAGAGCCGCGCGGUCCACGCUGGCAUGGGCUCUCGGCCACCUCUGCGGAGGCGGCGGCGGCGCAACGGUCGUCGUCGUCCUCACCCACGUGCACGUCCCGCCGCAGAUGAUCCCCGUCAUGGGAGGCAGGUUCCAUGCCAGCAAGCUGAGCUGGGAGCAGGUGAGCUCGUUCAGAACGACGGAGCGGGAGAAGGCCGACAGGAUGCUCGACGACUACGUCCAUCAGUGCUCCAAAGUGAAGGUGAAAUGCGAGAAACUGGUGGUCGAGAAUGAAGACGUGGUGUCCGGCGUCGUCGAGCUCAUCGCCUCGCGUGGAGUAACCAAGCUGGUGAUUUCAGCUGCCGCGGACAGGCAGUACUCAAGAAAGUUGGACAGGCCUGUGUCCAAGACAGCAGCUGCCAUAAUGCAGACAGCCGACCCGUCGUGCAAGAUUUGGUUCGUCUGCAAGGAGCAAUUAAUCUGCAUCAGGGACAUCGAAACAGAAAAUGCACCGGCUUUGCUCCCAAAUGCUUGCCGCGAGGUUCUGCCCGUGUCAGCUGAUCAGGAAGAGGAUGAAACCAAGAUGGAAUUGGAGUUCUACGAUGAAGUCAAAGAAGCAUGCAGAGCAGCCGAGGAUUUGAUGAACAGAGCUUUGAAGGAAUCUGGGAGGCGCCAGAAGGCAGACGAAGAAGUGGCAUCGUCUCUGCAGAAAGCGAAAGAAUACGAGGAGAUGUACCUGGAGGAGGUGAGGAGGAGGCAAGAGCUCGAGGCAGCCCUUGACAAAGCAAACGCAGAAAUUAUGCAGCUAAGGCAGGCAAUCAGUCGAAACACAGCCUUGGAGGAAUCCCUAGAGGCGACGAUAGUAACUUCGAUCCUGGAGAAGCGCAUCAUCGUCUCCGGCGACGGCGUGAAAGCCGGUUUUGCGACGGAGCAUUGCCUGGAGUGUGCUCAGGUUCAGGCACACGUUGAUUAUCACGGCGACGGGGGUGCCAAGGAACCGGAGGAACUCGUACCGUCGCCUUUUCUCGGUGAAGACGAUUCACCUGUGAAGCUGACGGCGGCAGCGGCCUUUCGUCUUGAUCGCCCGGUAUUCGCCCCGCCACGCGCGCGCUAUUUUGUUAGCUUCGCAGGAAUGGAGGCGGCGGCGGCGAGCCCGCGGAGCACUAGUACCACUACCGGCGGCAAUGGCAUGACGGCGGCGUCGGCGGAGGCGCUCGAGGAGGAGGAGGAGGAGGAGCAGCAGUCCGUGAUGAAGGUGUUCGUGGCGCUGCCGGAGAAGUACAAGAGCGGCAGGUCCACUGUCGCCUGGGCGCUCCGCCACCUCGCCGCCGGGUCCGCCGUCGUGGUGGUGGUGGUCGCGCACGUCCACUCGCCGGCGCAGAUGAUCCCGAUAUUGGGAAGCAAAUUCCAGGCAAGCAAAUUGAGACCAGAGGAGGUUGAUGCUUACAGGCAGUACGAAAGGGGCAAGGUGAACAAGCAUUUGGACGAGUACAUUCGCCAGUGCACCAAAAUGAAGAUCAAGGUCGAGAAACUUGUUAUCGAGCAUGAAGAUGUGGCGGAGGGGAUCGUACAGCUUGUCUCGAAGCACAAUGUCGGCAAGCUCGUCAUGGGAGCAGCCGCUGACAAGUACUUCUCUAGAUCCAGGAAAAUGGAGGCGCCGAGGUCGAAAAAGGCGCUUGCAGUGAUGCAGAAUGCUGACCCUGCAUGCAAGAUUUGGUUCGUUUGCAAGGAGCAUCUGAUAUACACCAGAGAGGUUGGCGACACCAGAAAAAUCCCAACACCCACUCCAUCCGCACGGUACUCCGUGCAGCCAAGCCGAUACGCGAAGAUGGCAGUCGCGGGCUGCAUGAAGAUGCAGAGGUCCAUGUCGGAGAAGGCGCUGCCGCUGCGGCCGUCUUCUUCUUCUUCUUCUUCCCGCCCGGCCGCCGCGCGACGAGCUCUCAGCGUCCUGUGCCUGGAGGAGGACCUCUCCGUCGGCUCCUGGGACAGCGUGCCGGAAGAAAUCCUCCCGAGCUCGUGCCGCGGCGAGGCGUCGUCCAGCGACGACGACGACGACGACGAGUCCAGCUCGUUCGAGGUUCCCCUCGACGAAGCCUUGGCAGCGAUCCUUCCGAUCAGCAGCACGGUGCCGGGCCAUCAUCAGCAGGUGGCCAAGUUUUUCGAGGAUUUGUGCUCUGACGAGGCCGCGAGGAAGACCAAGGGGGGAGGAGUCAAGGAGGAGGCGGCUCUGGCCAAGGAGGAGGUGCGAGUUUUGAAGGAAGAAAUGGAAGCGCUGAAGCGCGACCGUGACGCCGCCGUCGGCGAGCUCUCCGAGCAGAAGGCGGAGCUGGAGCAGCGAGUCGCCGAGCUCGAGGACGCGGCGGCCAGCGAAGCGAUCCUCGAGGAGGAGGAGGAGGAGGAGGAGGAGGAGGAGGGCGUGGAUGGUUUGGCAUGGCGCGCUGCGGAGUUCUCUCUGGUGGAGCUCCGGCUUGCCACUGGCAACUUCGGCGACGCGGCGAAGGUCAGCGAUGGCGUGUACAGGGGUGUGCUGCGCAGCGCGACGGUGGCGAUCAAGCUGCUUCCCUGCCGUAGCCCGCAAGGACCGCCGCAGUUCCCGCGCCAGGUAAAUACUCUCCUGUGCACACUUGACAUUGAAAGCAACCUAUCGCAGAUUUGUACUAAACCGAUGUUACGAUUGCAGGUUCGUGCGCUGAGCAGAGUGAGGCACCCAAACCUGGUGACGCCGAUCGGCCUCUGCCCAAAGCCUCCGGCUCUGGUCUACGAGUACCUCCCCAACGGGACCCUCGAAGACCGCCUCGCCACGUCACCGCCGCUGACAUGGCAUGCCCGCACGCGGAUCAUCGGCGAGAUCUGCGCCGCUCUCGUCUCUCUCCACUCUGCCCAGCCCCGCCCCGUCAUCCACGGCGACGUCAACCCGUCCAACGUGCUCCUCAACGCCGACCUGGACACCACCUGCCAGCUCGCCGACGCCGGCGGCCUGGUCUCCUCCCGCCUCCUCCUGACCGCCACGCCAUCGAUGGCGGCGGCGUACGCGGACCCGGAGCUCCAGGGCGGGGAGCCGACGGCGAGCUCCGACGUGUACGCGUUCGGGGUGCUCGUGCUGCGGCUGGUGACGGGCGCGCCGCCGCUCGGCGUGGCGGGGAAGGUGGAGGAGGCGCUGGAGAGGGGCGAGAUGGAGGAGGCGGUGGAUCGGACGGCCGGUGAGUGGCCGUUCGCGCAGGCAGAGAAGCUCAUGCUGCUCGGGCUGCAGUGCGCGGAGGCGAGCGCCAGGAAGCGGCCCGACCGGAUGAGCCAGGUCUGGCGGGUCGUAGGGCCCCUCGUCAAAGCGGCUGCUGCCAUGCCAGUCCCGGCACCGGCAGCAGAGUCUCCUGCAGGUUGCUUGUUCGGUGAGACACACGCGCCCCUCUACUUCACCUGCCCGAUUUCUCAGGAGGUUAUGAGGAACCCUCACAUGGCAGCAGAUGGCUUCACCUACGAAGCGGAGGCCAUCAAAGGAUGGCUCGACAGCGGGCACGAUACAUCGCCGAUGACCAAAUUAGCUCUACCGCACCGCCACGUCACCCCGAACUACGCUCUUCGUUCUGCCAUCGAGGACUAUAUGAAGAAGCAGCAGCAGCACACGACAGCGUCGCAAUCCGUUCGGUCAAAUUGAUAUGAUAUUGAUGUCACCAGUUGCUCUGCUCUUGCUGUGCACAUAUUAAGUAGAGCAGUUGUGUUUGGGGUUUGUGAACUGCAACUCGCGAUGAAUUUCUCCAUGGUUUUUUCA
Messenger RNA from Brachypodium distachyon (stiff brome), 4100 nucleotides. Its product is annotated as U-box domain-containing protein 33. The record is from RefSeq and is a predicted model, not a curated record. Lineage: Eukaryota; Viridiplantae; Streptophyta; Magnoliopsida; Poales; Poaceae. Gene Ontology annotation, molecular function: protein kinase activity; ubiquitin-protein transferase activity; ATP binding. Bases 291 to 3986 code for a protein of 1231 amino acids. Gene Ontology annotation, biological process: protein ubiquitination; protein phosphorylation. The transcript has 13 exons.